This is a messenger RNA of Macroventuria anomochaeta, 591 nucleotides long. RefSeq names its product Caleosin-domain-containing protein. Gene Ontology annotation, molecular function: calcium ion binding; monooxygenase activity. NCBI's taxonomy places the organism in Eukaryota, Fungi, Ascomycota, Dothideomycetes, Pleosporales, Didymellaceae. The record is from RefSeq and is a predicted model, not a curated record. Bases 1 to 591 code for a protein of 196 amino acids. The transcript is spliced from 2 exons.
AUGCGGGGAUUGACCAAACCUCGUCGGACUCAACAGGUCCAGGAAAAGGACAGCAAUAACCGCACCGCGCUUCAACGACACUGCGACUUCUGGGAUAUCGAUGGUGAUGGCCUCAUCUACCCUUGGGACAUUUACAGAGGCUUUCGAAGGCUGGGCUUUCACAUCGCUCUCUGCCUCUGGGCUGCCGUGACCAUGGCAAUAUGCGCAUCCUACAACACUCAUACCAGCUACAUCCCUCAUCCGCUCUUCGCCAUUAACUUGAAGAACAUCAACUCCAACAGACACGGCAGUAGUACCGGCACUUACGAUAUGGAUGGUGAGCUGGACGAGCGUAGAUUCGAAGCUAUUUUCCAGAAGUAUGCGCGAGGCAAGGACUAUCUGACGCUAUGGAGCACAUACAACGUGUGGCGCAACCAGCGCUGUGGGCUCGAUUUCUUUGGUUGGUUCGCUGGUGGUUUGGAGUGGAUCGCUAUGUAUAUCUUGCUCUGGCCCGAAGAUGGUGUAAUGAGCAAGGCAGAAAUUCGAGGUGUCUUUGAUGGGUCAAUCUUCUACACAAUUGCAGAACAGCGUGCGGAAACACGAAAGCUUUAG